CCGCGGCUCCCUCCCUCCCCCCUCCCGGCUGCGCUCGCUCUGCUCCGCCCGGCAGCGGGGCCGGCCCGUGGCGAGGCGGCGCCGGGACCCUGCCCAGCCCGGAGCGGGAGCGGAGCUCGGCCGGGCCGGGCCCGCUGGAGAAGCCCCGCCCGCCGCCCCGGGGGGGCCAUGGCCGAGCGGGCCGCUGCCCAGGCUCCAGAGUGGGCCCCGGAGUCAAAGCGCCCGAUGCCGUUCCAAUCCCGCUCUGACCCCAGACAGACGUCUGCGAGAGAGAGCCGGCUGCAACCGGCAGAGCUUUCCAUGUGGCCUGCAGUAGCUGCAAUCCAAGCUGUGGACAGGACGGUGGAGUCCCAUGCCACACGGUUGCUGACUCUGGAGAGCAGAGUGGGAACAGCAGAGAAGAAAUUAGUUGAUUGUGAGAAAACAGUGAUGCAAUUUGAAAGCCAGCUGGAGAGUAAGUGGGCGGCGCUGGGAACUCUGAUCCAGGGGUAUGGACGGCUGCAGAGGAGGCUGGAGAACAUGGAGAACCUGCUGAAGAACAGGAACUUCUGGAUCCUGAGACUUCCCCCAGGCAGUAGGGGGGAGGUCCCCAAGGUGCCGGUGACGUUCGACGAUGUCUCCGUCUAUUUCAACGAGCAGGAGUGGGGGAGCUUAGAGGAAUGGCAGAAGGAGCUUUACAAGAACAUGAUGAAGGGGAAUUAUGAGGCCCUGAUCUCCCUGGAUUACGCCAUUUCCAAACCUGACCUUCUGUCCCGGAUUGAACGAGGGGAGGAGCCGUGUGUGGGGGAUCAGGGUCGUUCAGAGGAGAGCGAGAUCCCUGCAGACCCCGGCCCAGAAUCCCCCGUCUCUGCACCAGCCAUUUCAUUGUGGAUUAACCAGGAGGAGGAUCCGGGCUGCGGGGGCCGAGGGGACUCUGGGGAAAAGGAAAUCAGUGGAAGCCCCUGCUCUGAGUUUCAGGUUGUCCCCCCCGAUGCCGCGUCCUGGGUUAAACGAGAGGAUGAGCCGUGUGCGCAGGAUCGGCCGGUCUGUGGAGAAGGCAGAACCCCUGCAGGCCCCAGCCCUGAAUCUCCUGCUCCUGCGCCUGCCCGUUCCCCCUGGGUUAAACCGGAGCCGGAGCCAGAGCCGGGUGCUGGGACUCUGCCGGCGUUGGAGCAAAGGGGGCUCCCUGGAGAGCCCAGCGCAGGUGACGAGAUCCUGCUCCAACGUGCGGAGGAGCAUCAUGCGGAGGAGGGCGAGGACCCAGGCCCCCCCGGGGCGGUUUGUGCAACGUCCAAAGGGACCGUGGUCAAGAGCCCCUGCGAGGGCCCUGCGGCUCGGCAGAGAAGUGGCCUGGGGAGGUCGGCUCAGGGCAAGAGGGGCACGGGGGAGCUCACAGCAGCCGGGGGCCAGCAGAGAGCCGUGGGGGGUGAGCGGCCUGGCCCGUGUCCCGAGCGUGGGAAGUGCUUGGGGCAGAAGCAGUCGCUGCUCAGCCCCCAGAAGAGCCUGUUGGCGGAGAAGCCGGCCAAGUGCAGGGAGUGCGGCAAGCGCGUCGGCCGGAUUCAGUGCUGCCUCCAGCACCAGCACAUGCCCCCGGGCAAGCUGCCCUUCACCUGCGCCGAGUGCCGGCAGCGCUUCCGCAAGAAGCGGCCCCUGCUCUUCCCCCACGAGCCGCACGUGGCCGAGCCGCCCUUCUCCUGCCCCGCCUGCGGCAAGGCCUUCAGCCAGCGGGACACGCUCCUGGCUCACCAGAAGACCCACCUCUGAGAGCACAAGUCCGUGUGCGCUGCCUGUGGCCAGGGCUUUGUCCCCGAGGAGUAAACGCAGCACCGGUGGGUGCACACCAUGGGGGGCUGCCCCACAGGGCAGGAGGAGCUUCGCCCACCUGUGCCACCUGGCCAUGCACCAGUGGGUCCCUCCAAGGGCUUUCCCCACCAGGACAGCCCGGCAGAGCACCAGAGGACUCGUCUCCUGCAUGAGGCUGCCGAGGGCACCGCAGGGCUGGCAGCAGGGAGCCGGGGCCUCUCAGGCUGCACUGGCCUGAGCUGGGCUUGGCGAACCAACCCCCUAUUGUGCCCACAUGACACGUCUUACAUCCCACCCGU
Messenger RNA from Mauremys reevesii (Reeves's turtle), 2081 nucleotides. RefSeq names its product zinc finger protein 282-like. Gene Ontology annotation, biological process: regulation of DNA-templated transcription. NCBI's taxonomy places the organism in Eukaryota, Metazoa, Chordata, Testudines, Geoemydidae. Bases 169 to 1743 code for a protein of 524 amino acids. The transcript has 8 exons. The record is from RefSeq and is a predicted model, not a curated record.